Molecule: messenger RNA, 2362 nt
Organism: Coffea eugenioides
Lineage: Eukaryota; Viridiplantae; Streptophyta; Magnoliopsida; Gentianales; Rubiaceae
Product: probable mitochondrial adenine nucleotide transporter BTL3
Biological process (GO): transmembrane transport
Source: RefSeq, a predicted model, not a curated record
AAAGCUAAACCAAAACCAAAGUACUCGCGAAUAUUUGGGAACUGCCACUUUCCUUUCUCAGGCGUCAAGAAAAUGCAUCGCCCGCAGGGUGACCUGCUGGGCGAUGCAAGUUCCCAUUCCCGGCUGCUAAUGGUGCCUUUGCCUGCCCUCUUUUCUUCUCUCAGUCCUCCAUUAUUCAGCCCAUCCCUCUCAUUUCUGAUUCCCAUAUUCCUAUUCCCAUUCCAGUUUCCAUUAUUCGCCUUCGCCCUUUUAUUCCAUUCCUCUCUUCUCCUUCAAGCCUCAAUCCGUCCCUCAUAAAUACUAGUCACCCAACUCACAAAACCCAGCUAGAUUUUCACGUCAGAUACCAUUUCUUGAAGUCCCAUUUGAUAUUCAAGAAAAUAAACAAAGAAAAGAUAAAGAAAGAUACAGUUUUUAAUUAUUUUUUUUUAUUUCCCAUCCCUUGUGGAUUCUAGUCACCCAACAUAAACCCGGCUAGAUUUUAACCCCAGAUAACAUUUCCUGAACUCCCAUUUGAUAUUCAAGAUAAUAAAGAAAGAAAAGGUAUAGAAAAAUACAGUUUUUUUUUUUUUAGCUUUUUCUUCUUGGGGAAUGACUAAUUUGGAAGUUUGGCUCAAGAAUUUAGUAGCGAACUCAUUAGAAUCAAAACAAGUACAGUAUUUAGCUGAAGCCCACGAUUUUUCGCUGCAUUUGAAUGGUUUUAUCGGUGGAGGAUUAUUUUUGGAACCUUCGAUUCCGUCAUCAUUUGUUUCAUUAGUGAAUCCGAACAAUUCAUCGAAUUCUCUUAGUCUGGUCGGAGUUUCAUGUAGUGGUGAUAGGAGGAGUAGGAGGAGGAGUCGCCGGAGAGGGAUCGUUGCUUGUGGCGGCAGCGGAAGCGGGAGGUUUUUGUCAGUGACGCUUUCGACUGUAAAGGGAGGUGAAGGUGGAGAAGGGAUUGGUGAGGUGUUGUUGCAAGAUGCAGGCAAGAGUGUGGAGUGUGAAACGCCGGCGUUUGAAGAAGGUGAGAAGAAAAAAGAAGGCGAAUCUAAGGUGAGAGAAGUAAAAGGAAAGGCUUUGAAUACUGUUAAGCAUCUUUGGGCUGGUGCUGUGGCUGCUAUGGUUUCUAGAACUUUUGUGGCACCACUUGAGAGACUAAAGCUGGAAUACAUAGUUCGUGGUGAACAGAAAAAUCUAUUUGAGCUGAUCAAAACUAUUGCUGCCACUCAAGGGCUGAAAGGAUUCUGGAAAGGAAAUUUUGUUAACAUCUUGCGGACAGCUCCCUUUAAGGCUGUCAACUUUUAUGCUUAUGAUACUUACAGAAAUCAGUUGCUUAGAAUGUCUGGUAAUGAGGAGACAACACAUUUUGAAAGGUUUGUUGCUGGUGCUGCUGCUGGAAUCACUGCUACUGUGCUCUGCAUACCUAUGGACACUAUCAGGACUGUAAUGGUAGCUCCUGGAGGGGAAGCCUUGGGCGGUGUAAUUGGUGCUUUUCGUCACAUGAUCCAGACUGAGGGGUUUUUUUCUCUUUACAAGGGAUUACUUCCGUCCAUCGUAAGCAUGGCUCCUUCAGGCGCUGUUUUCUAUGGAGUUUAUGACAUAUUAAAAUCUGCUUAUCUGCAUUCACCAGAAGGUCGGAAACGGCUUCAACAUAUGAAACAACAAGGUGAAGAAUUGAAUGCUUUAGAACAACUGGAGUUGGGUCCUGUGAGGACACUAAUAUAUGGGGCAAUUGCUGGUGCUUGUUCUGAAGCUGCUACAUACCUUGAAGUAGUUAGAAGACAGCUUCAGAUGCAAGUUCGAGCUACAAAAAUGAGUGCUUUGGGAACUUGCAUGAAGAUAGUAGAGCAAGGUGGUAUUCCUGCACUUUAUGCGGGGCUGAUUCCUAGCUUGCUACAGGUUCUGCCAUCAGCAGCGAUAAGCUAUUUUGUUUAUGAGUUCAUGAAGAUAGUUCUCGAGGUGGAGUAAACGUAAAAGUUAAUCCUCCUAAUAAUAAUCUUGCCGAAGUUGAUGCUGAUUGCUGGCUAGAGCCCAUAUCUUUCAUAAAGGCCCUGGAUCAUGAUACUUCUUGUGCUCUUAUUAGUUAGGUGGAGGAAAGACUUCCAAAUUUAUACACUUCUAUCAAACACACAGCUACAGGGGCGUUUUCAUUUGUCUGCCUUUGUAUCUUUCAUUUUACAUUUGUCAAGGUGGGAAAAAAGAGGGAUGCUAUCUUCCUCAUUUGUGUUAGUGGACAUUGUGCAUUUUUGGCUGAAGAUUUGGAUUUCACUAGACUGAAUGAUGCAUCCUGGAGCUAAAAUGACCUGUAUUACCUGUCUUUCACUUCCUGGUAAAUUCAGGAGUUAUACCAUGCCUUAAUGUCUAUUUUCGUUAAGAAUCUUCUCCA